Messenger RNA from Anarrhichthys ocellatus (wolf-eel), 2108 nucleotides. It is a transcript of the gene vcam1b, whose product is annotated as vascular cell adhesion molecule 1b. Gene Ontology annotation, molecular function: integrin binding. Gene Ontology annotation, cellular component: plasma membrane. Gene Ontology annotation, biological process: cell adhesion. Lineage: Eukaryota; Metazoa; Chordata; Actinopteri; Perciformes; Anarhichadidae. The record is from RefSeq and is a predicted model, not a curated record. The transcript has 7 exons. Bases 128 to 1711 code for a protein of 527 amino acids.
GACAGACGGACACAAAGGCUUCAGAGGAGGCGUCUUGUGCUCAGAUCUUUGGAGGAUUUAAAGACUGAUGUGAUUUAGCUACUUUGUUCCUCAUUCAUUCAUUUCUUCAUCGAUUCUUCAGACUGAGAUGUCUCCUCUGUCUCUUCUCGCAGCUGUGCUGCUGAUGUCAUUGCGCUGCGUUCAGGGUCUGCAUGUGGAGGUGUUUCCCAGAAGGCCUCUGUUCAGGCUGGGGGAGCGUCAGCAGCUGGUGUGUCGGGUCCAGGACUGUCCCACAAUGCCAAGCGUUUCCUGGUCCGUGCUGGGGGACCGACCUCAGACGGCCUCCGUCAGCACCAACGGGACCUGGUCUGUGAUCAGCUUUAACCCCGUGAUGAUGGAGCAUGAAGGAGUUCUGCUCUGUAGAGUUGGCUGUGGAGGAAAGAACAAGCAGAUCAAGACGUCUGUGCAGGUUUACUCCUUCCCAUCAGCCCCUCUGAUCCUGGGCCAGGACCACCUGAGUCUGGGGGCGGAGUCUGUCCUCACCUGUCAGGUGUCUGAUCUUUACCCCGCUGAGCUGCUGACCCUCAACUGGCUCAGAGGUGAUGUCGUCCUGCAGAGCAUUAUGGAAGAUCCUGGAUCCGGCUCAGUCUGGUCUGAGUACAGAUUCACCCCUCUGGAACUGGACUCUGGAGGAAACAUCAGCUGCAGGGCCACGAUGGACCUGCAGGACCUGCCAGCUGAGGACAAGACCAGAGUGACCACUGUCCUCCUAAACCUGCUCUAUGCUCCUGUUGUCAAGAUGACAUCAGACUCCGUGUUGGUGAUGGCCGGCUCUCCGCUCACUCUCACCUGCAUUGUGGAGGGAAACCCCGAUCCCAGUGUCACCUGGAGCUUCAGGUGGGCAGACGGUCGGUCUGAGGUACGCGGUCUAGGCCGACAGCUGGUCCUCACAGCGGUGACUCCGUCUGAGGCCGGACGCUAUGACUGUGAGGCCCGGAACUCAGAGGGGAACCGGACGGCUGAAGUGGAGGUCACCGUUCAUGCUCCGCCCACCAACACCUCCCUCUCAGUGAGUCCAGGUGAGGAGGUGCUGGAGGGUCAGCAGGUGACGUUGACCUGCCGCUCAGACGGAGCACCGCCCACCACGCUGGUGCUGAGGAGGGAGGGGGCUGAGCUCCAGAGGACUGACCCCGCCUCCUCGCUCUCCUUCAGCCUCUCCUCCGCCCAGCUGGAAGACUCCACCCACUAUCAGUGUGAAGCCUCCAACCAGUACGGUACCCAACUGGUCUCCAGCUCCGUCACCGUCUCAGCUCCUCCGAGAAACACCACUGUCCUGGUCCUGCCGUCUACGGUGGUCCAGGAGGGACAAAAUGUCACCAUCUGCUGCCAGACCGUCAGCUUCCCACUGUCAGCCGUGGUCCUGAGGAAACUGACCAAUGGGAUGGAGCUGUAUUCCUCCAAUGGAACCUUCCUAUUGGUCAACGUGACGGCCAGAGACUCUGGUCUGUACCAGGUCAACGUGACCAACGACCUCGGGUUCCAGGUCAAAGUCUUUAGCAUCAGCGUAAGAGAGAGAAGCACCAGUGUUCCUCCCAGUCUCAGUGCUGUCCUCAUCCCAGUCGUCUGCUUUGCUGCUGGACUAGCAGCUGCUGCUCUGCUCCUCGACUACCUGAGGAGAUCCAGGAAGAAAGGUUUCUAUCAGCUGCCCCAGUCUGCCCCUCCUUCAGCCUGAGGCUAACACGUGGCUACCACGUCCUACCAUGCAGCUACCGAGUCACAACAUGUGGUUACCAAGUCCCAAUAUGCGGCUAUCAAGUCCCAACAUGUGGCUACGACAUCCCAACACAUGGCAACCACGUAUUAGCAUGUGGCUACCACGUUCCAACGUGGGCCUUCCAAGUCCCAACAUGCAGCUACCGAGUCCCAACAUGUGGUUACAAAGUUCCAAUAUGCGGCUACCAAGUCACAACAUGUGGCUACCAAGUCCCAACAUGUGGUUACCAAGUCCCAACAUGUGGCUACCAUCUCUCAGCGUAUGGCUACUAAUUUGCAACAUGUGAUUUCAAUAUCCUUACCUGUGGCUUGUAUUACCCAAAACAUGACUACCACUUCUAAUAUCCCAUUGUGUG